Molecule: messenger RNA, 2386 nt
Organism: Dothidotthia symphoricarpi CBS 119687
Lineage: Eukaryota; Fungi; Ascomycota; Dothideomycetes; Pleosporales; Dothidotthiaceae
Product: p53-like transcription factor
Exons: 4
Coding region: 145-2079 (644 amino acids)
Biological process (GO): positive regulation of transcription by RNA polymerase II; meiotic cell cycle
Cellular component (GO): nuclear chromosome
Molecular function (GO): DNA-binding transcription factor activity; DNA binding
Source: RefSeq, a predicted model, not a curated record
UUUCAUCGUUAUCAAUCGGUUGCCUGAGCAUCGGACUCACAGUGCAAAAGUGCGACCUCAGUUUUCGUCUCUCGAAGCGGUCGUAAUAUUCGCAGGCGCUAUUCCAGGCGACCUCAGAGGAGUAUUAUUGCAACUGUCGCGACAAUGAUGAAUCACAUACUUCAACCUCCUCUGCCGUUGGCAUCGGAUAACCCCUUCUCGGAGCAGGAAUGCAUCGAUCACCUUAGUACUCAUGCGCACCAUAACUCCUAUGCAGCUGGUGUACCCGACCAGCUAAGGCGCGACGGGGCCCUGGCCCAUACAGCGGGUAGUAUGCCCUUGACCUCCAUUACAAGCCGUUACGGUGCACCUCGUCCCGACGCUGCUUACCAGUCCGACUCUGGGCCUGGAUCUAUCUCCACCUCGCCCAGCUCCAACGCUUCAUCUGCGUUAGCUUAUUCCUACUCGUCUUUCUCGCCGACCCUGGCGACAACAUACUCAAAUCAUUACCCAGUAGCAAACAACUACAGCAACUUCCCGUGUGCAUACGGGAACAUGUCUUCGACUCGUCGAAUAUCGUCCAUAACUGAUGCUUCGUCGUCAGUGAUGUUACCUCCGACACGAUCACCAGGGCUGGGCAACCCUGUAUCACCAGCCAUGGGUCUGUCUGCAAGAGAUAAUUAUACGACAGCAACGCCUGGCUUGCACAGACAUCCUCACGCCUUGUCACCUCGACAUUCCGAACUGUCUCGUUACAACUCACUGCCCGACACGCCCAGGAGUGUUCUACCUACUGCUAUGCCUCUACCGACAUACAAUGGUUACCAGACUGGUGGCAGCUAUACGACACAUAGCCAAACAGAAACUCCGCCAUUCAAUACGCAAGAGACAAUUGCCACGAUCACCUGUGAAGGUGCAACAGUGGUACCAACGAUCGAGGCCAAGAUCGAGAAAGGAUUUUUUUUCUCCACCGAUCGCGUAUGGACAUGUUACCGGAGAAACUACUUCGCUGUUAACGUAUCUUUUGGGCUUUCUCCAUGGAUUCCGAAUGCCCGGUUGUAUCUCGACCAGGGAAACGGCAAGCAAGCCGACCAAAUCCAAUCAAUGGCUGUUUCACUCGCCGCUGCCGUCGAUGGUACGGGAGGUAAAAGCAUUGAGCUGAUACAGCAUACUCCAAAACGCGACAAAGGGCCUCAGUUAGCCAUGAAGAAGGAAUUGCUUUCGCCGAUGCCCCCGGGAAAGAGUCAUGAGCAUGGUGGUUAUGGUAUUAGUAGCUUCCAUCAGCCCUCGAGUGUAGCAGGACCACAACUUCCUCUGCAGAAUGAUGGCGACUCCGUGUCACAACAAUACUCUCCAACCACGCAUGCGAGUAGUAGCUAUCAGCAUGGAUUCGAGCGCAUACAAUUCAAGUCUGCGACUGCCAACAACGGCAAACGUCGAGCCCAACAACAGUACUACCAUCUUAUUGUUGAACUCUGGGCGAACAUUCAGAAUCCUCGUGACAACGAGCCAAAAUGGGUCAAGGUUGCUGCUCGAUCAUCACAUCAGGUCGUGGUUCGUGGCAGGUCGCCCAGCCACUACUCAAGUGAGACUCCUCACAAUGCAGGAACCUCAAGAGGUUCUGGAGGCUCUGGACUUGGAGGCUCUGGCCAUCACGGUCUUGGCUCCAACGCAAGACCAUCCUACCCGAGUUACAGCAACGGCUUCUCCAGCAGUAGUGCUUCAGGUAUGGGCGGGAGCAUGUACAGAGGGAACACAUAUUCACUCGACCCAAGUCCUGUCGGAAGUCAUUCUGUUAGCUCUGCCAGCUCAAUGAGCGGAGGACCUGUCGAAGGCCUUGACCAGCACAUGGUGGAUGACAACGACGCCAAGAUGACUGAUGCUCCGCAACAGUACCAAUACUUCCCGGCAACCAUCUACGAAAGCAUACAUCCGAAGAACGAGUAUGCCCUUCCAUUGCCGGGGCGCAGGAUCAAAGAAGAGUACUCUGGCCCCGCAGCCAUGACCGGUGGCUGGCAAGUCGGAGGAUGCGGCAGAUUUCAGGGUAUGGAAACCAGUCGUGGAUAUUAUCCAGACGUACAUGCCCAUGCAGGGUACUGAGCCCGCCUGUAUACUCCCCAUUGUUCAUCGGAACAGUUGACCGGUUCAACAAGAUGGGUCGUACGCCCUGGACGUUCCAGGACGAGACGACAAGACUGUCCAAAAAGAAUGGACAGAACCCCCUUCAACAUCAUCAUCAUCAUCAUCACGCUUUCGAUUAUUCUUUCGGUUCUUUGGCGGCUCUAUUCACCUUACGACAUCUUAAUUUCUUAUCUUACCAAACUUGGUCCCGCAUCCUCACGAGCAGACGACGCACAAAUUACAGCAUCACAGCAUCUCAACAGAGGGGUCGACUGGUGCGACAAGC